CGAAAAAAGGAGAAAAAAUAGCCUUAGGUCUUGAGGAUCCACAGCACUCGGAGAACAAAAGGAACGCGCGGAACAGGCCUGUUUCUUCUAGGCCCCUCCUCCCACCAAGGGAGACUUCAAGCCACCGCGCUCUCGGUUUUCACUCCGGUCCGCAGAGGGAACCCUAUAAGAGGGAGCUGCGCCGCCCUGGCUGCACUCUCGCUCGGGUUUUCGGAGAGAUGUCAGGUCGUGGUAAGGGCGGGAAGGGGCUGGGCAAGGGCGGCGCCAAGCGCCACCGCAAGGUGCUGCGCGACAACAUCCAGGGCAUCACCAAGCCCGCCAUCCGGCGGCUGGCCCGGCGCGGCGGCGUCAAGCGCAUCUCGGGCCUCAUCUACGAGGAGACCCGCGGGGUGCUCAAGGUGUUCCUGGAGAACGUGAUCCGGGACGCCGUCACCUACACAGAGCACGCCAAGCGCAAGACGGUCACGGCCAUGGACGUGGUCUACGCGCUCAAGCGCCAGGGCCGCACCCUCUACGGCUUCGGGGGUUGAAAACCAAAGUGGACUCCCAUCCUGUACCAAAAAGGCCCUUUUUAGGGCCCCCAAGUUUUCACUGAAGGAGCUUUAGUGUUCGUCUACAAACGGGUCUCGGUGGAGGCGCUCAGUUCCUGACGCAUCUCACAGGGUUAGUGCGGACCAGCCGCUUUUCGCCGCGGAGUGGGAUUGUGUGCAAUCCUGUUGGCUUUGGCUCUGGCUCCUUUCUGGUCAAACUAGAAUGACCAGGCGCCACUCUUAACUGCUAUUUAAAUAUGUUUGCAGAAUAAGCAAAGGGACAGGAUCCAUCCAAUAAAAACCCUAGAAAACCUAGGAUUGUAUCUCUCACACCCGUAUUGCACAAGUACUCUGGUCCCUAUCUUCAACAUUUCACUAGCGGCAGAGCAAAUUUUAUUGCCAGUCAUUUGCUAAACAAUCCAUUUUAACUGCAUUAUUUUUUAAAGAUUUUGUUAUGAGAAAGAGGCAAAGACCCAGACAGAAGUAGGCUACAUGCAAGGAGCCGGAUGUGGGACUGGAUCCCGAGGCUUGGGGGUAAUGCCCUGAGCUAAAGGCCGACGCAACCACUGAGCCACCCAGGCAUCCCAUUGAAUUGCAUUUCUGAUUAUAAUAUAAAGUUGCUAAUUUUCUUACAAGCUUUAUGGCUAUUUUGGAGUCCUGUCUUAAUGUUGGAUUUGUAUUUAGUUUUUACGAAUGUUGCCUGUCAGGCCUAAGCACACAAAUGUUAGGCUGCUUAUCUCCUUAGUUGGUUUGCAGAUUAAUGCUUUUCUGAAAUUACUAUAUUUACAGGCUGAUCUUCCUAUUUUAAUAAUUAACAAGCGAAUGUCUAAAAUUUGCAUGGCAUUAUAAAAGACAAUGGCAGUUAAAGAAAUCAUGCCGAAUAGUUGAUUCAAAUUUGUGCUAAAUCCUUUCUGUGGAUUCUCAUGCACUAACGAGAGAUUAUUUUGGUCUUAAAAUGGCAAAGUCACUGACAGCCAAGUCAAAUAACCAAGUU
Messenger RNA from Nyctereutes procyonoides (raccoon dog), 1524 nucleotides. Its product is annotated as histone H4. The record is from RefSeq and is a predicted model, not a curated record. Gene Ontology annotation, molecular function: DNA binding; structural constituent of chromatin; protein heterodimerization activity. The transcript has a single exon. Gene Ontology annotation, cellular component: nucleosome. NCBI's taxonomy places the organism in Eukaryota, Metazoa, Chordata, Mammalia, Carnivora, Canidae. The coding region runs from base 219 to 530 and encodes 103 amino acids. Gene Ontology annotation, biological process: nucleosome assembly.